GUCCCUCGCUCGGGGCCGUGCGCGCAGGGCCUCCCGGCUCGUUCGUCCCCAGUCAUCCUAGAACGGCCGGGGUCGGAGAACCGUGUAUCCAGCCAUGUUCUCCUUGGCGCUGCGGGCCAGGGCGUCCGGCCUCACCGCUCAGUGGGGAAGACAUGCAAGGAAUUUGCAUAAGACAGCAGUGCAAAGUGGUGCUGGAGGAGCCUUAUUCGUGCAUAGAGAUACUCCUGAGAAUAACCCAGAUACUCCAUUUGAUUUUACACCAGAAAAUUAUAAGAGGAUAGAGGCAAUAGUAAAAAACUACCCAGAAGGGCAUAAAGCAGCAGCCGUGCUUCCAGUCCUGGAUCUAGCCCAAAGGCAGAAUGGAUGGCUACCUAUCUCCGCUAUGAACAAGGUGGCAGAAGUUUUACAAGUACCUCCAAUGAGAGUAUAUGAAGUAGCAACUUUUUAUACAAUGUAUAAUCGAAAGCCAGUUGGGAAGUACCAUAUUCAGGUCUGCACUACUACACCUUGCAUGCUUCGAGAUUCUGACAGCAUAUUGGAGACCCUUCAGAGAAAGCUUGGAAUAAAGGUUGGAGAGACUACACCCGACAAACUUUUCACUCUUAUAGAAGUGGAAUGUUUAGGGGCCUGUGUAAAUGCACCAAUGGUUCAAAUAAACGACAACUACUAUGAGGAUCUGACACCCAAGGAUAUUGAAGAGAUUAUUGAUGAACUCAAGGCUGGGAAAGUUCCAAAACCGGGGCCAAGGAGUGGCCGCUUCUGUUGUGAGCCAGCCGGAGGCCUUACUUCUUUGACUGAACCACCCAAAGGACCUGGCUUUGGUGUGCAAGCAGGCCUUUAACUUAUAUUCAACUGUAAAAGUGUCACUGGAGAAAUAAAAUAUGAACUUACAUAAUAA
This is a messenger RNA of Grammomys surdaster, 898 nucleotides long. RefSeq names its product NADH:ubiquinone oxidoreductase core subunit V2 (gene Ndufv2). Gene Ontology annotation, biological process: mitochondrial electron transport, NADH to ubiquinone. Gene Ontology annotation, molecular function: NADH dehydrogenase activity. The transcript has 8 exons. Lineage: Eukaryota; Metazoa; Chordata; Mammalia; Rodentia; Muridae. The coding region runs from base 95 to 841 and encodes 248 amino acids. The record is from RefSeq and is a predicted model, not a curated record.